Racocetra persica is the source of this 165-nucleotide messenger RNA. The record is from the annotation of a GenBank genome assembly. NCBI's taxonomy places the organism in Eukaryota, Fungi, Glomeromycota, Glomeromycetes, Diversisporales, Gigasporaceae.
GAAACGAUCAAAGUCAUGUGAUUUUAACAGAGUCGCCUUCGUUGCAAACUGAAGUGUCUGAAUUAGAACAGGACGAUGAAAUUGAUAAAAACCAAAUCAUUGAACAAGAUUUAAUACAAGAAUUGCAUUUACCUACUAAAGAAAACGAUAGCUCUAUCAAAAUUG